CGUCGGCGUCGCUCGCUCAGUGUUAAAGAGGCGUCGGUGGUGGACGCAGUGGUGAACGUGCGAACUCUCUUCGACGAAGUGAGAAAGAAACGAGCGCACGAGGGUGGUGCGGUUCAUAAAGGAGAGAGGGUGCGAAGCGAGAUAGGAGGAACGAAGCGCACACCGACGCCCAAACGACGAUCUUUUUACGAACGAACGAUCGACUGAGAUAUAUUCAUUUAUUCUUCAUUACUUAUUUCCGCUUUCUCAAUCCCGCUAUUUAUCCCUUUCCCCGUUCCCUCCCUCGACCCCCCAUACGCGCAUUAUCUCUCACUAUCUCACCGUCACAUUUUCGACGACGAACAAACGAACACUGAACGAAUAAUAUAACCGAUCCCUCGAGCUAUGGCAGCCACCGCCAUGGACCCAGUCGACAUUGCGAAUAUACUCGCGCAGGAAUUGCUCUAUCAGCAGCUGGUAUCUCUGGACGGAUUGCACAGCGGAGUGCCGACCAGGACGACGCCGACGCUGACGCCGACCACCCUCCGCAGCAUCGAGCAGACGUUCCUGGAGCUGACAAGCGAGUCGGCGUCGCACAGUCGCGAGGCCGGCUUCGUGCCGCCGCUGGUCGAACCGUCGCAGCCGACCCCGGCUCAGACGCAAAACACAACGGCGGUACAUCUUCCGGCGCCGACGACCACCCUUAUCGAGACCCAGCAGCAAACACAGCCGCAGCAGCAGCAGCAACAGCAGCCAGUUAGACGCAAUAUGGGUGGCAGGCGGCCUACCAGAACGAUCGGGAUGACCCCCGAGGAGGAACACAGGCGACAGAUCCGCCGCGAAAGGAACAAGAUGGCAGCGGCGAGGUGUCGCAAGCGAAGAAUGGAUCACACCAAUGCCCUACUUGAAGAGACUGAGGGUUUGGAACAAAAAAAACAAAGCUUGCAGGAUGAGAUCGAGCAGCUGAAGCAGGUCAGAGAUGAACUGGAAUUUAUUUUGGACGCCCACAGAGCUGUUUGUCGCCGUUCGCUACGCCCCUCGUCCCCGCUGGAUGUAAAACCCGUGAUAAAGACCGAUCACUCGGUCGAGAAUCAGUUUGCCGCCGAAAAACCUGUGAAAGGCGAUACGACGGUAGCCGCGGCAGCGAGACCGAAUCGACCUAAUUCAUUGCCGGUCGGAUUGGACAACAAUAACAGACUGAAUUCCCUGACCAUGUUUGUGGAGCCGAAAGAGAGACCGGACACACUCGCCUUCAAGACGGUGGAGACCCCCGCCUUUAUGAAGCCGUCGAUGGAUGUGGCCGGUAUGCCGAUCACCACUCCGACCAGCGGCAUACCGUUUAAUUUUGAAUCCCUAAUGGAAGGCGGCACCGGUCUCACGCCGGUCUCGACGCCUCUGAUACCGUCGUGCUCGACGCAACAGAGAAGCAAUCUGUCAGUCGUGGAUCUCAGCUCCCCGGACGCGAAUCCCCCGAAGCUCGUAAGCUUGUGACGCCACGACGACAUGGUGGAGCAUGGGUCCAACGAAGAGAACGAACCCGAAUGAGAACGGGAGUACCAUGACGCGAAGGAUUAUUUUUACUAAGGAGGAGCAGAAGUAUUAUACGCGUGCUCUUUACAACGAAAUUUUUGAUCGCUCUUAAAAAGCUCUUUCACGCGAUUUCGCUUAAUACAGCUGGCGCUCUUUCUCUUCAAACGUGUCUUUCUUUCAGAAUCUCUCAACGUGCUGUAUUACGUGCAAAAAAUGUACGUGGAAAAGAUUUGUUGUAUUUAGAAUUUUAACGCUGCGAAUAUUAUUUGACUCUCAGUAUUUUCCUUAUUCGCAGACGAAUCUUGUCAAUUUAAACAUUUUUAAAUAUCUUUUAUUGUUGCAAAAUAUAAAUUUGUAGGAGAAAGAGAAAUAUGUUUGAAGAGAAAAGGCAACAGCUGUUUACGCCUUUAAGGAAAUUUUAUCGCAGAUAUGAGCAAUAAUGUCUGCAAACAAGUGAUAUAAGUAUAUUCAACGUUUAAAAGUAACGAAUUAGAAUAAUGAAUGUAAGGUGUCAUUUUUUAAGCGAUUCAACGAGACGAGUAAAAUUUUAUACUAUAAUUCUAUAUUGUGUGAAAAUAAAAAUUUAAAAUGUAAGACAAAAAACAAGAUUAGCUCAAACAUCUAAGUACAUUAAGGAGUCUAAGAGCUCUUUGAAUUGCGCUUAAGAUUGAUCAACAACAGUUCGCAUAAUUUAAAUGUAUAUUUCAUUAAUUAGGGCGGAUAAAUAAAAAUACACGAAUGCGGGAAUUCCCAAAUUGUUUUCGCGACGUUCAAGAAGAAAAUCUCGCUUUCGUGUUAUCCGCAUAAAUUUUUUUAUACGCGGCUGUCGUUUUUCCAGUCUCACGCGACAUUAUAACAUUUAAUCCCUCCACAUACAAUAUAAUAUAUACAUAUAUUUUACGACGUGACAUUUUUGCAUGAUCUUAAGCAAUAUUAAUAUAUUUAUGCGCGACUGCUAGUUAUGAUGCAUGGAAGCCCGUAAUGAUGACGUUCUGAUGGCCUGCUAGCGGCAUUUUUUCGCUCUGGCUGAUUACCAAGAGCUUUCCGUAUCAUAUUUGGUGGUCGCUAUUGAGAAUUGUAUAUGGAGAUUGUAACGCACCAAUGAUAAUGUUGCAAUAUAUUUUGAUUAGAUUUGAGUCAAUAAAACAAAGUAUAAUUGUA
Wasmannia auropunctata (little fire ant) is the source of this 2670-nucleotide messenger RNA. RefSeq names its product transcription factor kayak (gene kay). Gene Ontology annotation, biological process: regulation of transcription by RNA polymerase II. Gene Ontology annotation, cellular component: nucleus. Gene Ontology annotation, molecular function: RNA polymerase II cis-regulatory region sequence-specific DNA binding; DNA-binding transcription factor activity, RNA polymerase II-specific. The record is from RefSeq and is a predicted model, not a curated record. Bases 385 to 1470 code for a protein of 361 amino acids. The transcript is spliced from 3 exons. NCBI's taxonomy places the organism in Eukaryota, Metazoa, Arthropoda, Insecta, Hymenoptera, Formicidae.